Molecule: messenger RNA, 471 nt
Organism: Oppiella nova
Lineage: Eukaryota; Metazoa; Arthropoda; Arachnida; Sarcoptiformes; Oppiidae
Source: the annotation of a GenBank genome assembly
CUUACUACAAGUAUUUAUAAAAAUAAAUGUCUUUUAUAGAUACCACUGAUAUUGAAAGCAAAAUCCAUGGCCACUCAUGAUAUCCGGGUGUUUGGUAGUCCCUGGUCUGCACCGAAAUGGAUGAAAACUAACAACGAUUUGAUAAAUGGCGGUACAAUUAAGGGGGCCGUUGGGUCCGAGUACUGGCAAAUAUAUGCCAAGUACUUUGUCCACUACUUAAACGCAUACAAAGCCCACAACAUAACCCAUUGGGGUAUAACUGUCCAAAACGAGCCCCGGGCCUCCCAGCGCUGGAACUCCAUGAUGUACACGGCGGAGACCACCCGGGACUUUGUCGCUAAAACACUGGGACCUGAGUUAGAGGCCAGUGGUUGGGGACCCGACAAACUCAAGCUCAUGGUAUUGGACCACAACCUGGAUCUGGUGAAGGAGUGGGUGCGCGUCAUAUUUGCCGACAAAACUGCCGCUAAA